Andrographis paniculata is the source of this 2054-nucleotide messenger RNA. Its product is annotated as transcription factor TT8-like. The transcript has 2 exons. Gene Ontology annotation, cellular component: nucleus. Gene Ontology annotation, biological process: regulation of DNA-templated transcription. The record is from RefSeq and is a predicted model, not a curated record. Bases 1191 to 1859 code for a protein of 222 amino acids. NCBI's taxonomy places the organism in Eukaryota, Viridiplantae, Streptophyta, Magnoliopsida, Lamiales, Acanthaceae. Gene Ontology annotation, molecular function: protein dimerization activity; DNA-binding transcription factor activity; sequence-specific DNA binding.
UAUUGUAUAUAUUUUUAUUGCAAUAUAUUUAUUUACAAUAUUUAAAUAUAUAUAUAUACAUUAACUUUAUAUAUUCAUUCUUUCAACGAAAAGUGUUCAUUUUUAACAUUUUUGUCUAUUUUUUAUGAAAAUUUAAUACUCCCUCCGUCCCGCAAGGGAUGAAUCAUUUUAUUAGGGAUACGAUUUUUUAGGUAGUGUAAAUUAGUAAGUUAUUAAUAAUAAGUUAUAAUAUUAGUUUAUUAUUUUUUAUAUGAAUAAUAUUAUUGGUAUUUUAAAAAAUUUUAAGAUUAUAUCUCGAAAAAAUAUAUGCAAUAAAAUUUUGUAGAUAAUAAAAUUUUAUAUAAUACAAAUAAAUUUUUUUUUAGUAAAACUAAUUUAUUUAUUUUUAUUUAUUUAUCAUUACCAUAAAUAAUUAGUUUUAUAAAAAAUGAAGAGUUUUAAAUGUAGAAAAAAAAAUUAUAUUAACUGAAAAGAGAGAUAAAAGUAAAGAGGUUUUAAGUGGGUCAUACGGGCAAGAUAUUAGAAGUUUAAUUAAAUUGAUUUAUAUUUGUUAAAUAUGUUUAAGAUCGAUAAAAUUAAAAAAAAAUGGAAAGUGAUCAUCUUUUAUGCGACAUAUUAAAAAAAAAAAAAUAGGUCAUCUAUGAUGGGACGGAAGGACUAUUAUUUAUUUUUUUUAAAAUAAAUAUCACAUCGAAUAAUUUUUUUCUAUCUAAAAUAUCAGUAACUUUCUAUUAUUUUUAAAAUUACAAAACUCCAAAAUUUCCCAAAAUCUGUGUAAAAUUUAGGAUAAUGUUCACUAGUGUCACAAACUUAGGCCCAAUAUAAUUAAUCUAGGCCCAAUAUUGACACAAAAACCAGUGGACGUUCACGAUGAAUCAGAGAAUGAUCCUACGGUGGAGAUUGAUGCUGUUCAUGCACCUGCGUAGUAUUGGAUCAUAGAACUGACAUAGGUCAGGUCCCCUCUUCUCUUUCUCCCAACAGACAUGCAAACUGCAAACUGUUACACUCUGAGCUCUCCUCCAACUGUUUUUGUCUCAGAUAUUCCAACAGCUUUCUUCCUUCCAAAACCACCCCAACAGCAACAUUUCUCUUCUUCUCUCUCAUACACGCAUAUAUUUGUAUCUAAGGUUGAGGGGAGUGUAUGGAAAUUUCGGUGAAAUUUUGGAAUAAUUGAAAAUUGUUGAGUUUAAAUGGGAAACGGAGGGAAGGAGCAAUUGAUGAAGAAAGAGAACGAGGAGGAUGAAAUUACGCGGUUGCUUUUGGGUAUUAUGGAGGGAUACAACGAUCAUGUGAUUCCGCCAUUAUCGUAUUUUUCUCCAUUCCCAAAUGCUAAUGUUGAGAAGGGGUCGGGUUCGAGGAAGAGGCAAAUGGAUGAAGCUUCGUGGGCGGAGAACUUGUUCAAGGAGCGUAAAAGAAGGGAGAAAAUGAGCCAGAAAUUCUCUGUUCUUCAGUCUAUGGUGCCUACUCUUUUCAACACGUUCAAGCCCUCAAAGGAGAAAAUCAUUGGCGAUACAGUGGACUAUAUAAAACAUCUUGAAGCAGAGAUCCAAAGGUUGGAGGAUUUGAACAAUGUUCGAAGGGAAGAUCCAAAACCUCUUUUAUUGCAAUGUGCAGAUGACAAUUCCUCUGCGGAUAUUACAGUCUCAAAUGGUGCCACAUUCGUUGCUAUUCAACUGCCCUUUAGGUCUGGUUUAGUACCUAAGAUCUUGAUGGUAUUUGAGAAGCACAAGGCUGAGAUUUUAGAGGCAAGAGUGCAGGCUGAAGACCACCGCCUGCUGACAUUCACGGCCACGAUAUUGCUUGGGAGUGAUCAAGGCAGCGCUGUCGACAAGAUAAGGGAAGAAAUACUAACCCUAUAGAUUUUAUAUAAAUGUAUAUAUAUAUAUAUAUUUAGUUCACAGAUUGAACACAAAGUUUUGAUAAGUUGAUGAAUGAUAGAUAUUGGUACAGGUUUCUUGAUUCAUAUGGAGGCUAUAGGCACAGAUAAGGUUGAAUUUGAUUACACACUUUUGGUAAACUUGUAGUUUCGAGCUAAUGAAUAACGUAAUAGAUCA